Molecule: messenger RNA, 1059 nt
Organism: Aspergillus puulaauensis
Lineage: Eukaryota; Fungi; Ascomycota; Eurotiomycetes; Eurotiales; Aspergillaceae
Product: putative C6 transcription factor
Exons: 3
Coding region: 1-1059 (352 amino acids)
Source: RefSeq, a predicted model, not a curated record
AUGGCGCAGCUGCAUCUUGCGCCGAUCUGGGAUGGCUCGUUGUUUGUGGAUAGCUCGGUGAUGGGAAGGAUUUGUCUGCGAAUUAGAGAUAAUUAUAACUGCGACCGGGGGAAUAUCGGGAUUUGCGGUGUUCUUACUUCGUUUUUCCUGCAUGUUUAUCAUGCGAAGUUGAACCAGCGAACGGCUGCUAUGAUGUAUAUCCAGGAGGCUAUAGCUGGGGCUCGCAUGUUGCGUUUGGAUAAGAUGUCUUCACGGUUGCACAACGUGACAUACAGCCAUUUAAUCGUCAACAAGGAGUUGAUUUUUCCCUUGCUGUGGGUUACAGAGAGGGGCUACGCUCUGCAUCUCAAUGUUUCUCCAUUAUACACCGAGUCACUAUCGUUACCGGAAAUUGCGAUUAGCUCUACUAUUGACGACCAUGCCCGCGGUCUACUCGAUCUUGUCCGGCUGUUCGUUGCAUUCGACCAUAUAUCCGUACGCCAGCCUCACGCCAGCAUUGCGUCCACACCUUGUCUAAUAGAUACCGAGACGAAACUCUCCUCAGUCCGUCUAACUGACGACCAGAUCUCCGCCAGGACGGCAGACUGCCAUAUCACCCGGGAAUGGAUGAGGACUAUCCUCUGGCAAAAGGCGCUUGCCUUUGGGCUCCUGUCUUCGAGCUCUUACACGGCGAUGAUGAACUUUGGCUUCCCUGGACAGAUUGGACGGGAUCUUCUACGGUCGUUACGGUAUUUCACUGCUGCGGAUUUGCUGCCUUUGGGGCGGGAUCAGUUAUUGAAAUGCUUCGAAAUAGCAAGCACCCUGGCAGAUACUAUCCUUCUCACUUCAGCUACGUCUUAUUCUGCCCGCGAGUUCGGGCCGCAGGACUUUCUGCAUGCGUUGUAUCAGAAACUGCUUCCAUCUCUUGAACAGGAUUCAGUGUUGAAGUCUAACUUGCGGAGUAAGAUGGCGGAGGCCCUGGUUACGGCGCCGGCGAGAUUGUUGAUGGAGCCGACUAGUAUGGAGCCAGAAGACUCCAGACACUACACAGCGGCAGAUGGGAUCGACUUUACCGUAUAA